This is a messenger RNA of Alternaria metachromatica, 1074 nucleotides long. RefSeq lists its product as uncharacterized. The coding region runs from base 1 to 1074 and encodes 357 amino acids. The transcript is spliced from 3 exons. The record is from RefSeq and is a predicted model, not a curated record. NCBI's taxonomy places the organism in Eukaryota, Fungi, Ascomycota, Dothideomycetes, Pleosporales, Pleosporaceae.
AUGAGCAGUCCCACCACCGGCCGCCAGCGCGGUGCUGCCUCCAAAGCGCCCCGGAAAACACCUCGCAAUCCCACCGACGUUAGUCGCAGUGACAAAGAGAAGCGUCCGCGCGCGUCUAGCGGCGCUACCCCACGAGCAAACACUCACAAGCGCGCGCGAUCUGGAGCGACUUCUACCCUUGACGACGAUGACGAUGAUGACGACGACUUCGAUUCAGAGCACGACAGGAAAGUCAAGAAAGGUCGCGUGAGAUUCAACGAAAACGGUUUCUUUCCUGAAGGUGACAAGAGCAUGCGCUACUUUGGACCUGGGUUCACGGAUCUAUACUCGCCGUCCGUAUCGCAUCAACUCAUCCAUACCGGAUUGCACAAGAAAAUGCCGCCCCGCGAUGUACUGCAGAGGCCUUUCCAUCCACUGCACAGUGUUGUAACCCCCUCACAAUUCGAUCUAUCCGUCUUCACUAUCCCGUUGACCGCGUUGGAGAUUCUUACGUUCUUUCCCCUUCAUGCGCAGAUUCCCGAAGUACAAUCCCGAUUUGCACAGAGCGGAAUCACACCAAAAGUCCAGGCUUGGAUCAUCAAUCGUCAGCACCUUCUCCAGGGUCUGGACUGUCUCUUCGGUAUGGACGCACGCACCUGGGUAAAAGACUGGAAAAAGAAGAAGGGAGUGACAAAGCCUGUCAAAGGAGCUCCACCGCAGCCACCGCAGCCGAUCAUCCACACGACCGGUCACUACACAUACACACCCGGUGUGAACCGACACACGGGCUUCGACAUCGCCAAGAUACCAUACGCGCUUAUCGAUUGCGCCGAGGGUGUUCAUCCUUGCAAUUUCCCCCAGGGUCUUGACCGCGGUCCCUUUACCGAAGCCCUCAUUCAAGCUCAGCUCAUGAUUUACUCGAAGCUUAUGCUGGCUGAUCUAGAUGCGUUCAUUGCGUAUUGGCUUAUCGAUCGGAAUCUGCAGGCCGGCUACAGCGAUGCGGGUUUCUUGAAGAGGUAUGUGGCGUUGCAUAAGGAGUAUCGGGCUAUGGUCAGGAAGGAUGUAGAGGCUCACGGCUAUAGGUGGGAGGACUGA